AUGAGUUCAGAGAAACAUUUGACAGCUAAUUUGUCAAAUAUUAGAAGUGUUGGUAGUCGUUUAGCUGUACAAGAUCAUGAGAUUGAUCUUGAUGCUGUUUUAUCAAAUCAAUUAUCAUUAGGUGAAGUCGCUUCCACUUUAACUGAUAAACAAAAAUACUUUGUUUUAAGAAGGUUGCAUUUUGAUGCAUUAACUUCAUUGGAGGAUUUACCACCAACAGUUACGGUGAUUUUGGAAAAGGUUGAACAAAUGACAACAGAAGAAGCUGUUGAUCUUUUGAAAGAAUCUUUAGUUGAGCACAACGAAGAUCCUAAUAUUCAAAAUCAAGAUAUGGAUUUAUGGAAGGCUUUAAUUGAUCAUCAUAUCCCGAAUAAUGAUACAGUUAAGGAAAAAUUAGUUUCACAUUUGAACAAUGAAAAAGAAACCUCUAUUGAUUAUGAAAUUCAUUCAGAUGAUGCUAGUGAAAGCACUUCAGAUUCACAUUUUGUCUACACCAUGAUCGUUGAUUGGAACUUACAAGUUAGAUUAGAAGCUGUUUUAAUUGCUUAUUGGUCACCAUAUCCUGAAGUUAGAGCUGUUACAUAUCCAUUUGAUGAUCCAACAUUGCCAGUUGAGACUUUGAGAGUUUAUAUAAUAGGUAUUAUAUGGGUUGGUUUAGGUUCGGUUAUAAAUGUCUUUUUUUUUGAUAGACAACCACCGAUCUCUUUAUCAGUUGCAGUUGCUCAAGUAUUUUUAUAUCCUUCAGGUAAAAUAGCUGAAUGGAUUUUACCGAAAUGGAGUUUUAAGAUCUGGAAAUAUAAAAUCAAUUUAAAUCCUGGACCAUACAAUUAUAAAGAACAAGUUUUAGCUUCAGCAUUUGUUAGUGUAUCUGUAUCUGCAAGUUAUGUUGUAUAUAAUAUCACUAUGCAAAAAUUACCUAUGUUUUAUAAUAACCAAUGGGUAGAUUGGGGUUAUCAGAUUUUGCUUAUACUUUCAACUAAUUUUAUGGGUAUUGGUUUAGCUGGUAUCAUGAGAAAGUUUGCUAUCUAUCCAGUGAAAUCCGUUUGGCCAUCUAUGUUACCAACUUUAGCUUUAAAUAGAGCUUUAGUGGCACCAGAAAAGAAAGAGAACAUUAAUGGUUGGACAAUAUCAAGAUACUAUUUCUUUUUCUUUAUGUUCUUUGCAUCAUUUUUGUGGUUUUGGGUUCCAAACUAUUUAUUUCAGGCAUUGUCUUAUUUCAAUUGGAUCACAUGGAUUAAACCUGAUAAUUUGAAUCUAGCAACUAUUACGGGUAUGGUAUCAGGUCUUGGUUUAAAUCCAAUUUCAACAUUUGAUAUUAAUGUUUUAUUUUCCAAUUCUCCAUUAGAGAUUCCAUUUUUUAAUUAUGUCAAUAUGAUGGUUGGUAUGUUUAUUUCAUUCUUUGCAAUUGUUGGAGUUUGGUAUGGUAAUUAUAAAUGGGCUGGAUAUCUACCAAUAAAUUCCAAUCAGUUAUUCACAAAUACUGGUGAAAUAUAUUCUGUAUCUGAAGUUGUGAAUGAAAUAAGCAUGUUUGAUAAUACAAAAUAUCAAGAAUAUGGACCUCCAUUUUAUGCGGCAGCUAAUUUAGUUCUUUAUGGUGCAUUUUUUGCCCUUUAUCCAUUCCAUUUUUGUUACGAAAUUGGUACAAAUUAUAGGCAAUUGUGGGAUGCAUGUAAAUCAUUUGGCAAGAUCGCUAAAGACUGGAAGAGAUCAACUUAUGAAGGGUUCAACGAUCCUCACUCUGUCAUGAUGAGAGCUUAUCCAGAAGUUCCAGAAUGGGUUUUUCUUAUUGUUUUGGUCAUAUCAUUAGUUUUAGCUAUUAUAUUAGUUGAAGUAUAUAAAGGUACAAAUACUCCUGUUUGGGCAAUUUUCUUUGCUUUAGGAAUCAAUUUUGUGUUUUUAAUUCCAUUAACAACAAUUCUAAGUAGAACUGGUUUUGGUUUUGGUUUAAAUGUUUUAGUUGAAUUAAUUAUCGGUUAUGCUUUACCAGGUAACGGUCUUGCACUUUCAAUUAUCAAAGCCUUGGGUUAUAAUAUUGAUGGACAAGCUCAAAACGUAUGUACAAUCAAAUUUUAAGAUGAAAUAAGUAAUAAAACCAAUACUAACGUUAAAUCAAGUAUAUUUCAGAUCAAAAGCUUGCGCAUUAUGCAAAGGUUCCACCUAGAGCUCUUUUCAGAUGUCAAGUCUUGUCAAUAUUUAUUGGUUCAUUUAUCCAAUUAGGUAUAUUAAAUUGGAUGUUAGAUGGAGGUAUUAAGGAUUACUGUGAGCCACACAAUCCUCAAAAGUUUACAUGCCCUAAUUCUACAACAUUCUAUACAGCUUCAGUGAUUUGGGGUAUUAUUGGUCCUAAAAGAGUUUUUAAUGACUUAUAUCCAAUUUUACGUUGGUGUUUCUUAAUUGGGUUUUUAUUAGCUUUCCCAUGUGUCGCUUUUAAGAGAUUUGCACCAAGAAAAUUUUCCAAAUGGUUUGAACCAAGUAUUGUGAUCGGUGGUUGCCUUAAUUGGGCACCUUAUAAUAUAUCAUGGUAUUUACCAGGUUUAUAUCUUUCAUUUGCAUUCAUGUACUAUUUAAAGAGAAACUAUGAAGCUUGGUGGCAAAAGUAUAAUUAUUUAGUUUCAACUGGUCUUAGUGCUGGAAUGGCAUUUUCAGGUAUUAUCAUUUUCUUUGCUGUUAUGUAUCAUGAUAAAUCUAUCGAUUGGUGGGGUAAUAAUGUUCCGUUUGUUGGUUUAGAUGGUGCUGGUAUAUCAAGAUUGAAUGCUACUUUACAAGCUCCAGAUGGCUAUUUUGGUCCAAGAAAAGGUCAUUUCCCAUAG
Insectozyma verbasci is the source of this 2810-nucleotide messenger RNA. Lineage: Eukaryota; Fungi; Ascomycota; Pichiomycetes; Serinales; Debaryomycetaceae. The record is from the annotation of a GenBank genome assembly.